Messenger RNA from Ilyonectria robusta, 787 nucleotides. RefSeq lists its product as uncharacterized. Bases 74 to 694 code for a protein of 206 amino acids. Gene Ontology annotation, cellular component: membrane; cytoplasm. The record is from RefSeq and is a predicted model, not a curated record. The transcript has 3 exons. NCBI's taxonomy places the organism in Eukaryota, Fungi, Ascomycota, Sordariomycetes, Hypocreales, Nectriaceae.
CGUAAAGAUCCCAUAUCGCUACACCAAACAAUUUCCCACGACGCCUCGCGCCCACGCUCGUUAAUCGCCCAAGAUGCCCUCCCCCAUUGUCAAUGCCACGCUCCAGGCGGCCGCUCUGUCCACGGCCUCCAAUCUGUUCGCCCAGGUCCUCCUCGCGCGCCAGGAAAAGCGCGCUUUGACGCUGGAUCUUCCCCAGCUGCUGCGCUUCGUGGCCCUCACACUCCUGACGUCUCCUCCCAACUACCGUUGGCAACAGUUCCUGGAGCGUACUUUUCCUGCUUAUCCUAUUCCUCGCCGCAAUGAGCGUCUUGAAGAUAUUGAGAUGACGCCUCACGACGAUGAUGCGCCUGAGGGGAAAGAGGGCUUCCCCUCACGCCCGGGGACACCGGAGCCCAAGUUCAGCCUCAAGAACACACUGACCAAGUGGUUUGUCGACUGCAUUUCUGCUGGAGCAAUCAUGAAUACUGUGGCAUUCCUACUUAUCAUGGGCGUCUUCAAGGGCCAGUCCGGCUCUCAGAUUUGGAGCAAUAUCAUGACGGAAACUAUCCCUAUUAUCGUGGCUGGAUACAAGGUCUGGCCGAUUGCCUCCAUCAUCAGCUUCACCUUUGUACCUGUCCACCGACGGAUUGUGUUUUUGAGCCUCAUCGGGUUUGUCUGGGGUAUUUACAUGAGUAUUGUUGCUGAAAGGGUGUAAUGAGUGCAAUGUCUAAAGAACUGGUGAAAUUAAUGCUACCACGGGACACAAUGGAUAUGCCCAAGGAUGCAAGUAGUCGAUAAUAGAUCAGUC